UUUGAAUUUGAAGCAGAGUGAAUUUAUCUGCAUCUUCCAGUUUGCAUUAUGAGUGCUCAAGCCGACACGAUGCCGAGGGAGAUCCCGGCCGAGGCCAAGGCCAAAAUCGAUGAAAUCCUGAAGAUUAUAAGCCAAGAAAGUGAUGAUUCAUUACAAAAUGCUCUCGAGCUUCUGAACGAGGCUCAAAACGAACACGAUCAUCCUCUAGACCCCGUCCAUUUUUUCCUAACUUUCAUGGAAAAACAAGACGUUGAGCUCACGCAUUGGGAAGUCGAGGAGACGAUUAAUCAAGUUAAGUUUCGUACCGAAAAUGAAGCACACGAUUUCAACUACGAAGAGUUCAUUGAGAUCAUCAAAUUACUAAAGAAUCCAAAUGUAAUGGAUCAGUUGAAAAGGAUGUAUAAGUAUUUGGAAAACAUGAACAUUAAUGUCAAAAAUUUGAUUCUUUCCCGCCAAAACAUGAACAAUGCCGAAAAAUUGAUUCUUUACGGCGAAUCGGGAGUAGGGAAAACUUGGAUGGCCAAAAAAAUAGCCGAUCGUGCCAUAAGACAAGGAGAGUUUGACUUUGCGAUUUGGGUAUAUCUCGAUAGGAUUUACGAUGUCACGAGUCUUAAACAGAGUAUCGUUUAUCAGUUGUCGAUACAAGGUGACGAUAGCGAUAAGAAACAAGGUGACGAUAACGAUAAGAAACAAGGUGACGAUAAUGAUAAGAUAGAUUCGAAAUUGGAAAAAAAGAAGCUUCUCUUGAUAUUAGACAAUGAGGGAAGUAAAAUGAAGUUCAAUGCAAAGUUGGAUAAAGUAACAGGGAAAAAAGUGAAGGAAGGCAGCUCUAAUAAUAUUACAGAGUAUUUUUUGAGUAAAUUGGGAGAAGAAGAAGGUAUAAAUUUGCACAAAAUUAUGGCGUUUAAUAAGCUCAAAUCUUUUAAUAUCCUCGUCACUACAAAAAACCGGCCCGCGCUAAACGAGCGCGGGAUGAUGGUGAUGCCUUGGACUCGAGAAGAGGCGAAAUCGUUCAUCAUCAAAGGCGAGUUGGCCGACGAGCUCAUCGAGAAGAGCCGUAGAUUCCCUUCCGAGAUUCUCAUCAUCGCGAAAACCUUGAGUUAUUUCGCGAAGGACGAAACUCGGCUUCGAAUGCUUAAAAACGAAAAGGAGAAACUCGAGAAGGAGAAGAAAAACGACGGCCCGUUGAGUUUCGACGAUUUGGUGACAAUGCUCGUAAAUCGGUACGAAGAUGUCCUCCCGAAAAGCGUCAUGAUCGACUGCUUCAGCACGGAGACUCUCGACGGGCAUUUCCUCACCCGAGGCCAGGCGGUCGGGUACAACGAGCUCAUCACCUAUUGGAUACUCGAGGGGCAUUUAGGUCAUUUCACGCGAAUCAAGGACGCGUACGAGGAGGGCCACCGAGUCUUGAUCGAGCUCCUCGAGCUCGGGUUGCUCGAGAAUCAAGAAUCGGGCCACGUCGUGUCGAGCGGGUCCCGGUCGUUCAAGUUCGACGUUCGGGAAUACUACAGUUUCUUCCAAGGCGUCCGUUUGGGCCUCGCCACGACUUUCGAAUGCCGGCUCGGGAAGAUCGCGGUCGGGCACGGGGCCAUAAAAACGGUGAUCGCCGAGCGAGCGUCGAAAAUAUCGACGCUCGUUUUGGAGGGAAAUCACAUCGGGAAAAUCGAGAUGCGCGAAGUUCUCGAUUCGGGCCGCGACGCGAUCGAGAAUCUCGCCGUCUUAAACCCGACGGGAAGAUAUUUCCCGCUCCCGAUCUCCGAGAUGAGCAAGCUUCGGCUGCUCGUCGUGAGAGGCUGCGAGUUUUUCGACACGGUCGACCAAAUUCUCGAAAUCACUCCUCCGUAUCGUGUAUGGGAACACCUCACGGCUUUCGAGCUAUCGGGUUCGAUCAACCUCGAAAAUAUCCCUGACCAUUUCUUCAACGACAUGCCAAACAUUAAAAACCUCAACUUGUCCUGUCUCAAGAUUAAGUCCCUGCCUAAAAGCUUCUACACCCAACUCACCAAACUAGAAAUCCUAAUCCUUAAAGACUGCAAAAGCCUCGAAAAGCUCGAAAGCCUGAAGAAUUUCGAAGACCUCGAGGUGCUCGACAUCUCGGGCGACGAAUCCGUGACGAGCAUUCACGACAAGAUGUUCGUGACGAACAAGAAACUCCGAAUCAUAAACUUAUCCGGCACGAAAAUCGAGACUCUCCCCAUUAUUUACCACCUCCAAAAACUCGAGUCUCUCUCCCUAACCGAUUGCCUCUCCCUAACGAGAAUUCGAAGGAUCGCCAAACUCGCCCGCCUCCAAAUCCUCGACAUCUCGGGAGCUGAGAAAGUCGAGGAGUUUCUCGACCCGUGUUUGGAAUAUCUCGAGAGCCUCGAUUACCUCGAUAUUUCUAAGACGGCUUUCCGGAAGCUUCCGUCCAACAUCGCCAACCCGCGGUACGUUUACAUGCGGGAGUGUCGUGAGCUCACGAGGCUAACUCCCAUCGAAGGCCUGUCGAGAGUCGAGGUCCUCGACCUGUCGGGCUCGACGAAAUUAGCGGAUAUUCGAGUCGAGUUUUUCAAAAACGCCGCGCGUUUAAAGGAGCUGAACUUAUCGAGAACGGGCGUGAAAGACUUUUCGUUCCUUUCGAGCCUCGGCACGACUCUUCGUAAAUUGUGUCUCUCGAAAUGCGAGUCGUUGGAGAAGCUCGAAAGCGGGAGCUUGAGCGAGUUACGGGAGUUGGAAAGGCUCAAUCUUUCGGGAUGUAAGAAUCUAACCGAGAUUAGCGACGGCUCGUUCGACAAAAUGUGCCUUCUUAACUACCUCGACGUGUCGGGAUUAUCCAUGCUUGAGAAGCUACCUUCCCUUUCGAACAACAUAAAUCUCGGGGAACUUCACGUCAAAGACUGUCCGAAAAUAACCACCCUGCAAGGACUCGAUCAGAUCCUCGCCCUCAAAAUUCUCGAUCAUUCCGGAACUUUCUUGAAACCAUCGCCGAGUUUCCAUCCCAAUUGUCGCGUGCUGGGCCCGGUUUUCCCGAGCAUGGAAAAUAUUUUUCCUGAUAAACUCCUUAAAGACCUCGGCGCGAAUGCUAUACCUCCCGAGCUAACUCGUCCACUGCCUGAACAACAAGAAAGCUCCGAAACUUACCGCAAUUGGAGCAUUUCGAACUGGAGAGACGAAGAAAACGGACACAAUUCCUCGAUCAGCGGCUUUCAUUUCCUUCAUCUCCUCAAAAUGUACCCGAAAUUCUUGAAGGACUCGUUCGAGCGGUUUAAUUUCCUCAUUUACCCUUCCGAGGCGCCGGCGGAGCAUUACUUGCCGGACAAGCAAGACUACUCAGACGAGACCGAUGUAAGAAACGCUUACCUCAGCCAAGUGACUAAUCGAAAAUUCAGAAAAAUUUUAGAGUUUCGCGAGUUCGUAAAAGUCCCACUCUGCAUCGAUCCCCUGCUGCAAGAAUCAGAUUUUAUCAUCCUCAUCGACAGCUUGUUUUUAACUUCGCUUAACGAUUUAUGCACCGACUGGACUAAGAACAGUAUCAAGGCUUGCUGGAUCGAGAGGUGCAACAAGCUGGAGCACGCGUUCGUUAAUAAUUCAGACAACAAUCUCGACUCGUUCGAGACGCUAUGGAUUUCCGAGGCGGCGAAGCUCAAAAGCAUCGGUUUUUUCCGAGGGCUCAAAUCAUUGUACUUGGAGUUCUGUCCGAAACUCACCGAGCUGAGCUGCAAGAAUCUCGAAAGCCUCGAGAUUCUAUACAUUAAAUACUGUGAGAACUUCGAGUCGCUCUUCUCCAAGGAAAAAAACGAAGGCUCGGAGGAGGCUCGGAUGAUGCGGAACCUGAUGGCCCUCCAUCUGUGGGGUUUACCGAGCCUCGGGAGAGUCGAGCUCGGGUGGGCUUUGUCCUCCCUGACGACGCUUAGAGUCGGCGAGUGCCCCCGGCUGAAGAGGAUUGGGUUCAAGGCGCCAAAUUUGAAAACUCUGAGAAUUGCUGAGAUGCCCCUGGUGAAGAAUUUUCUUGAUUUGGGUCCUGUGAGUCCUGGAGUUGUGGAGAUCAAGACAUGUGAUGGGCUGAAGGAACUGUUUGAAAUUGCUGGUGGGUCCCUGGUGGAGAUUGAGAGAAUGGAGCUGGUGUGCUUGCCUGAGUUGGAGAGGAUUGGUUUUGCUGUGAAAGAGGAAAAUGUAACAAUAUGGGGAUGCCCAAAACUGGAAAUGUCACAAUUGGGAGGGAAUUGA
Messenger RNA from Striga asiatica, 4206 nucleotides. Lineage: Eukaryota; Viridiplantae; Streptophyta; Magnoliopsida; Lamiales; Orobanchaceae. The record is from the annotation of a GenBank genome assembly.